AGCGGGGCGCGGCGGGGCGCGGCCGGGCGGUGCGGCCAUGGCCUACUCGGCGCUGCAGAAGGUGGCCAUGGUGUCCGGCCUCGUCCUGUGCGCGUCGCUGCUGCUGCCCAGGGCCUUCCUGCCCCGUGGGAGGAAGCGGGACACGACGCCCGAGGGGAAACCAGGUCGCUUUCCUCCCGUGAUGCGUCAACACGUGCCCACGGCCGGCCGGGCCCCGGCUGGCCACUUCCCAAGAUCUCACCUGGCCGAGGCCGUCGCGAAGGCCAAGGGAGGAGGAGGAGGAGGUGGCGGCGGAAGCGGAGGAGGAGGAGGAGGGGGGAACGCUGGCGGCAGAGGUCUCGUGGGUCAGAUCAUCCCCAUCUAUGGAUUUGGAAUCCUUUUGUACAUCCUUUACAUCCUGUUUAAGCUCUCUUCCAAGGGGAAAACCGCCACAGAAGAGCGGAAAUACCGGACUCCCCUCCCUGGGAACACGCACAGGAAGAUUACUAACUACGAACUGGCUCAACUGCAGCAAAAGCUGAGGGAGACGGAGGAAGCCAUGGAAAACUUGAUCAAUCGAGUAGGGCCUCACUAUGACAGCAGGGCUCAGAAGGCCACCUCGGACCAGGAGAGGCGACUGCUGCAGCAGCUCAAAGAAAUCACCAGGGUCAUGAGGGAAGGGAAACUGAUCGAUGGUAUCUCCCCCGAGAAGGAAGCAGAAGAGAUGCCGUUCACAGAGGACUGGGAGGGUUACCCAGAAGAGACCUACCCCAUCUAUGACCUGUCCGACUGCCUCAGGCGGAGGCAGGACACCAUCCUGGUGGAUUUCCCGGACCCGAGCCAUCCCUCUGCCGAGGAGGAGGCUGAGCGGACGGGAGUGUUCCGGGAGGGGACGCCCUCGCCCAGAGGAGUGUCCCCGCGGGGGCCGGACAGUCUCCCCGUCCCGUGUCAGGCGAUGGAGCCAUGCCCCUGCUGCCUCCACCAAGAGGACGACCCGGCUGUCUUAGCGGAGAACACCCUGCUCAACUCCGACAGCAGCGAGCCGGAGGAGGCCACCUGGGAAGAGCGAGACCUGGGCCCGGGCUUGGGAGCGGGGAGGCCGCAGAGCCCCGGGGGUCAGGCUGGCCAGCAGGGCUCCCUCAGGAAGCGGAGCCCGAGGGGCUGUGAGGGAAUCGAGACCCUCGGCCAUGCACCCAUAGGGCUCAUCUAGAUGUCGCCCCCUCCCCGCCCCCCCACUCUGUACCCAUCCUUCUGCCCAGUCCUCUGUGGCACCACUGCCUCUCGCCAGGCGACUCUCCGUCGACCAAGAAGCCGGUGCCGGUGUUGCACUGUCUCCCGCCCUUGUGUCUCCCACCUUGCCGAGCUCUGCAGGGAUUGAGCUUUUCACAACAGCCUCCCCCAAACACCAA
Ornithorhynchus anatinus (platypus) is the source of this 1388-nucleotide messenger RNA. RefSeq names its product RIC3 acetylcholine receptor chaperone (gene RIC3). NCBI's taxonomy places the organism in Eukaryota, Metazoa, Chordata, Mammalia, Monotremata, Ornithorhynchidae. The transcript has 6 exons. Gene Ontology annotation, cellular component: neuronal cell body; neuron projection; intracellular membrane-bounded organelle. Bases 38 to 1189 code for a protein of 383 amino acids. Gene Ontology annotation, biological process: protein localization to cell surface; synaptic transmission, cholinergic. The record is from RefSeq and is a predicted model, not a curated record.